AAUUUCUUUUUUAAUAAAUAAAAUUUUAAAAAAGUAAAUCAAAAUCCACAGGUGCAAGCAGCAAUACAACGCAACCUGCGGCCUUCAUAAGUGCCCGCGAAGAUCGGUGCUCUUCCUCUCCAUUUGCUCGCCAACCGCCUCUACGGUUUGCGUCCGGCCUUCAUCUCAUUUGUUGUCCUUUUAGCCAAACACUUCUCGGAACUCUUCCCCUCUCGAAGAAUAUCCUCUUUCCUUCUCACGAUCCGAACUUUGCUACCGUUGUGAUUUGUCACAUUUAAUCUGCAAAUGGCCAAAGUUAACAUGGCAAGAUGCAAGUCUACAUCCCGACAUCAUAAGGUGACCCCAUACUUGUUGCCUUCUUGCUCCCAAAAAGCUGCUAAGAAAGGUGAUUCAAAGAAAAAAUGUGGCAAAGCUGUGGAGAAGAAAGGUUGGGAAGGUGUGACGUGCUCUGUUUGCCUGGAGGUCCCUCACAAUGCUGUGCUCCUCCUUUGUUCCUCUUAUCACAAAGGAUGCCGUCCUUUUAUGUGUGCCACUAGUUGCCGCUUUUCUAAUUGCCUUGAACAAUAUAAAAAGGCCUAUACAAAAGUAACAUCAAUUGAGAGGGUACAGCAAUGGAACAACUUAACAGAUAAUUCAAAUGUGAGUUCUAUAGGCAGCCCAGGCAAUGAAGAGAUGGAAGUGCCAGAGCUUCUAUGCCCACUCUGUCGAGGUCAGGUGAAAGGUUGGACAGUUGUUGAAGCAGCUCGGAGAUAUCUCAAUUUGAAAAAGAGAGCUUGCAUGCAGGAGAAAUGUUCAUUUAUUGGAUCCUACAAGGAGCUCAGGAAGCAUGUCAAGGCAAAGCAUCCACUGGCACGGCCACGAGCUGUGGACCCUGCACUUGAAGAAAAAUGGAAGAAGCUGGAGUGUGAAAGAGAGAGAAGUGAUGUGAUAAGUACGAUUAUGUCAUCAACUCCUGGAGCUGUUGUAUUGGGAGAUUAUGUGAUUGAACCAUUCCAUGGCAUUUAUGAGGAAGAGUAUGAUUCAGAAGACUCUUUUAAUGAGGACUAUAUCCAUAUGGAAUCAUUUGAUCGAGGGCAGAGCAGUGUGCAUUCACGCAAUAGAUAUCGCCACCGUGAUUUGGAUGAGGAUGGUUUUGCCUUUCAUCACGUUCUCCCAUCUCGCAUUGUUUCUGCACCCAGUUUCCGCCCUAUAUUGUUUGCUAGGAGACGAUGGAUGCGAAGAGGAGUUAAUGGUGGUCAGUAAUUCUUAUGGAUGUUUUUGAUAAAAAAAUGGGUUCGCGCACUCUUCUAAAGUCUGGUGCUUUACAUAUGUUUUCUGAUACUUACAUGAUCAGAUGUAUGUAGUAAUUUGGUUUGUUACAGUUGACAAAUUCAGUAGAAUGUAGAAAAACAAGAAAAGAGAGCAUCGUCCUGGGACGUUCUCAUUCUUUUGAGGAGAACCAAAGCCGUUUUGGUCUUUAGUUCCUCAUAGGCGAAUGGACAAAGAAUUUGACCACGCGUGUUGGUCAGUCGAACAGAGAUAGAAUGUUGAGAACAUUCUUGUUAUCUCCUUAGCAUUUUGUAUUCUUGUCUUCUUUCUGAAUGAUUCUCGAUAAUCUUUCUGAUAUAUCUUGUAUCAUGUACAGUUCACAGAAAGAAUUUGGCACUCUGGUGCAAUUGAUCAUGUGUGUCGGUUUCAAACUGACCAAGAAUUAUUAUUUUCUUGAU
Messenger RNA from Carica papaya (papaya), 1706 nucleotides. RefSeq lists its product as uncharacterized. The record is from RefSeq and is a predicted model, not a curated record. Lineage: Eukaryota; Viridiplantae; Streptophyta; Magnoliopsida; Brassicales; Caricaceae.